ACCAGCAAUGAUAGAAGAAGUCAGAAAAGCCUUGGGGAGCAUGCAAAGAGGCAAAGCAGCUGGUGAGGAUCAGGUAACAUCAGAUUUUGGAGCGUUAUCAACCCUCAAAAUUCCCAACCACUGGCACUGUUUGAUAAUCAUAACCAGAGUCCUUCAAUGCUUUUCUGGUCACGAAACUCCGCCGUCACUCUAUGGGAGAGCUUCAUACGCUGCCCAAAACUGCCGCGAUGCGGCGCCACUGUGCCACAGAGGGCAUCGUUCGGGCUGCUCGCGUACUGAAACAGACUGAAACGGACCGAAACGCGUGCGCACAGCGAGACAAACUGGCGGAAGAAGCGUGCGUGCGUGUCUGAGUUAGCCAAAAUGUUGUGAGACGACGAUGCCUAACACGUGUUGCGUGCCGGGGUGCCGUUCCGGCUACAGAGGAACGACCGAGAAGGUGUCGUUGUUUUCUUUUCCACCUGACAAGGACCAGCGCGAGAAAUGGAAACGGGCCAUACCGCGGCAGGAAAGUGGCGACUUCAACUUUGAGUCCAAAUAUACACGUGUGUGUGCGAAGCAUUUCGACGCCUCGGACAUUGUCACUACUUAUGAUUUCAAUAUCAACGGCGACGCCGUGUCCCUAGAGCGCGACAAGCCAACGCUGAAGGCUGACGCUGUCCCAAGUAUUUUUGGUGGCCUUCCUUCGUAUCUCACGAAGCGUAAACCUCAACCCCGCUCAUCGACAAAUCGAUCACCGCGCAAACGAGCACGUGAGUCGUCGUGCGAGACGGAGGAGCAACGAGCAUCGCCGACGACCUGUUCAGACCGCACCAAUGCUGCAUCAGUGAAUGAAGGUAUGUAAGCGCUAGGCCAGAUUACAUCCGUGUCGUCGUGUAUGAGGGUAUCGUCUGAGCCUGUAAAUUUGAAACUGCAUGACUUGUUUUUCUUCACUCCUUUUCUUCUUCCUUUUUUCUUUUUUUAGCAGAUGUGGCACUGACCAGUGAAACGGUCGAAACCUACCACACGGACACAGCUUGUCAGACAGACCGCUUGGUUGACUGCGCCAGCUGUGCAGCAGUGCAAAAGUUGAGGUGCCAACUUCGAGCUGCGAAGCAGCAGCUUCGGCAAUGCCAAACAAAACUCGCCGAGUUCCGAAAGAAGACUGCCAAGUACGAACGACAACAGCAGAGCCUUCAAAGACUUUCUGAUCGCGAGAAACUGAUUAUUGAUCAGUGCGUGAUGAAGGCAAACGCGAAGUCUGCAAGAGCCGUACGGUAAGCUUCAAGCACUACUUAACGAAUAUGGUUUACGUGUAAAGGCGAUGGAAUAUUCACGUGGUAAUUUUAGAUAUUCAUCAAAUUAAAAGCUACAUAUCCGUUGUUUUCUGAGCAAGUGUCGGCUCCAUUCAAAAUGAGCUUAGCGUUCAAAACUACCAUGAAAUACGUUUUCUGCUUGAGUCCACCUUUACUGCGCUGACUCUAAUACUUUAAAUUAUGAAACAAUGAUUUUCGUCCAUAUAAAAGAUGUGCCCUUUUUACUACUACGAGUGGCUUAUUCACACCCUCAUAACCAUGUUAUCGUGAUGUGUUGAUCUUUUUUUCGCACCUUACUGCUAUUGUUUUGAGCACGUUUAUAAACAGACAGUGAAUGAUUGUUCUUAUGCGCAGUUUCGUUGAAAACUUGGAGAUCCAAUGUGCACUUAUUUUCUCUAUUAAUUGGUUCUGGAUUGAGAAUGCACCAUAGAUCUGUGUCAUUUAUAGUGGCCUGCUCUCAUUAUGAAGGUUUUGGCCUGCAUGUUGAUCAGGUUUCCACUGUGUACACAGUGCAAUGUGCAUGUUCACAUUACCCCUUGGCAUGCAGUUACACUUGGUUAACAGCAAUGUGUCUUUAUGCUUGAUAGCAUUAUGGAAGCACUGUGCUAGCAUGUUUGUGCAUGUGAAUGAGAUUUGCACCCUUUCCUUACCAGGUAUAAGAAAGACUGGUUAUAUGACUGCCUGCUUUUGAAAACGAAGUCCACAUCUGUGUAUACAUAUCUCCAAGAGAACAACUUUCUACCCUUGCCAAAUCCACGCACACUCUACUGCUAUAUGAAGAGCUUGAAAGCCGAUUUUGGCUUUGAUGCGCAUGUAUUUACUGUGCUCAAGGAAAAGCUGCUCACUUCCCCUGAAAGUGAACGACGAGGUUUGAAAGCACAUCACUUAACCUGAAUGCUGUGUGGUUUUGCCUUUCUGAAGUGAUAGAAAUUAAUUUUUUUUUUCUUUCAGGUGUGCUCAUGUUCGACGAAAUGAGUGUCAGGAAAAUUUUGCACGUCCGAGAGUCUGACAUGAAAGUCGUUGGUAAGGUUGACUUUAGAGAACAUACCAGGCCAGCAGACCGUGAAAAGGAUGCUGAUCAUGUUUUGGUCUUCCUGUUUUGACACUUUCUGGGGGGAUGGUCGCAGACUGUGGGUACCUUUUGUGCAUCAAGUGCUGCCCUGGGAUCAAUACUUGCAAAGCUUGUGCUUCAGUGCAUUGUACACUUGUGUAAUGCUGGCACAGUUAUAGAUGCUGUGACAUGUGAUAAUUCAACUACCAAUCGGUGUGCCUUGAGGUCCUUAGAAAUUCGUGGUGACAUGAAAGACCAGCAGGUGUCGUUUCAGCACCUAUGCGACCCCUCUAAGGUGAUCUAUGCUAUCAUUGAUCCACCACACAUAUUUAAAUGUAUUAGAAAUAACCUGCAGAAAGUUGGGAAGUUUUUGCUGCCUCAAGAUCGGGAAGUGUAUCAUGGUCAUUAUGCAGCACUUCUAGAGUAUGAAGAGCAACAGUCAGGGCUGCGUGCUGUACCAAAGCUGACGAGGGCACAUAUAUACCCAAACGCUUUUCAGAAAAUGAGCGUCAAACUUGCUGUUCAACUCUUCAGUGAAUCCACAGCUACAGCCAUGAUAUUUUACAGUGAGCAGGAAUCAUGCAAAAAGCUUCACGGGUCUGCGGAAACAUCUGAAUUCACCAGACAAAUGAACAGAUUCUUUGACUGCUUGAACUCCCGCAGGCCUGAACACUUGCAGUACAGUGAAGCUGAGCAUGUUGACACACUGAAAGAGGGAAUCUCAUGGUUGGACAGGUGCUGCAAAUACAUCGAAAGUCUGCCAAAGCAAAGGCAGGUGUGCUUUUUAAGCAAGCCCACCUGUGAGGCGCUGAGAAUAACUUUGCUCAGCACAAUAUCACUGGUUGAAAACCUCCUUGCCUCAGGGUUUCGCUACGUACUGGUGGGAAAGUUUGGACAGGACCCAUUAGAGAGAUUUUUUGGCAUUAUCAGGCACGUGGCUGGUGACGGAGGACAACCAACAGUCCAGCAAUUUCUGUUCAUUUAUAGAAUGCUCUCUGUCAGAAAUCUUGUCCAGCCGCCUCAGCGAGCAUCAGUUGUAGGAGACGGCCCACAACUCCUCCUGAGGCUCCAAGACCUAUUCCAGAAGGAAAAACCUGCUGCCUGUCACGCGGACUGUUUGGCUAUUCUCUUUGAUGAAGUACUUUUGGAGCCAGGAGAAACUGUGGAGCAGGCUUCACUUUUGCAACAUCAGCAGUCUCCUAAGGAGAAGAUCUUGGGCUACCUCGCUGGAUACGUUGCAAAGAAGUUUUCCUCGCUGAGAUGCUCAAGCUGCGUAGAAAGCCUGAGGAGUUCAGAACGACCGGCAACUGGCCUGAUUCUUGUUAAGUCUAAAGGUUUUCUCCUUGGGCCCUACAGCCAGCUCGCCACACUCCUUCAAAUUGUGGAGGAUCACAUGGAAGCGCACGCAGUUGAAAAAACUGCUUGUUCUGGUGUGUACAUGAAUAUUGUGGAGGAUGUUUUGAUGGACCCUCGGACUGCUUCAGCUGCUGUCGGUUGCAAGUCACAUUUUGUGAGCACGACUGCAGAAGUUCAGUUUUUUCUCAAGGUGCGUUUGCAUUUUUUUACAGAGAAAGAAACAAACAGAUGCAAGCGAAAGGGUGCGCUUCAUGUCCAGCAGGGGGUGGUAAAAAACCAAACACUCAAAGGUAACUCUGCACCCAAUCCAUAUCUCACAUAUGUUGCUGUCCAUUCUUCACGUUUUUUAAUUAGCUUUUCAUGAACUGGUGCACUGGUGUUCUGUGUAUGUGGUUUGUUUUAAAUAAAAUUAAUAAAUGGUUGUGCUUGCAUAUUGCUUUCGCACAGGCACCUUGUAUGUA
Rhipicephalus microplus (southern cattle tick) is the source of this 4163-nucleotide messenger RNA. RefSeq lists its product as uncharacterized. Lineage: Eukaryota; Metazoa; Arthropoda; Arachnida; Ixodida; Ixodidae. The record is from RefSeq and is a predicted model, not a curated record.